Molecule: messenger RNA, 671 nt
Organism: Cajanus cajan (pigeon pea)
Lineage: Eukaryota; Viridiplantae; Streptophyta; Magnoliopsida; Fabales; Fabaceae
Source: RefSeq, a predicted model, not a curated record
AUUGGACAGUUCAUUCCUACAAUCCCAACAAAUAAGUGAAUCAAAUGCUUCUACUCGUAUACAUGCAGAAUUUCCUACAUGGUUCAAGAAUCAAAUAUGUCAUCAGGAGGUUGUGACCCUCCCCGUCCACCAUCACCUAGUAGGAAUAAGGGGAAGCAGGUAAUGAAGGGGAAGAACAAAUAUGUGAUUAAAGUAUUCUCACGCAGAGACAACUUCACAUCAUCUAUCCCAUCCCCAGUUGUAGCAUCCACACAAUCCCCAUCCCCAGUUAUGGCAUCCAGACCAUCCUCAUCCCCAGUUAUUGGUUCUAUGUCAUCCCCAUCCGUAGGUAUUCAUUCUACACCAUCUCCAUCCCCAGGUGUUACAUCCACACCAGCUCCAUCCCCAGAUGAUAUAGGAACACCUAAUGAAGACUUAAAUGAUGAGGACCCGCCACUUGAUGAUCUUCCUUUAAUUAAACCUACUCGUAAUGGGUUUCUCCCAUCAAAGAUUGCAUCAAGUGCUAUCACACGGACCAUUAAGCAGCAAUAUCAUGCACCCUGGGUCACAUGGGGAGAAAUUCCCCCGGCUGAUAAAGAUAUUUUCUUUCAACGCUUUAAGGUAAAUUCAAGUUUUAUGAAAUAUACACUUAUAUUUUGUUAAUAUGGAUGUGGGUCUGUUUGUUGAUUUAG